This is a messenger RNA of Paramuricea clavata, 527 nucleotides long. The record is from the annotation of a GenBank genome assembly. Lineage: Eukaryota; Metazoa; Cnidaria; Anthozoa; Malacalcyonacea; Plexauridae.
AUGGAGGAAGAAGGGAUUCUUGACCGAGAAAAUGAGACACAUAUAUGGUGCCUGCAUUAUGUCUUUUUGCCUAUAAUUAAUGAACAUAUUCGCAAUUGGAGAGAUGCGUGGAAAAUUCAUCCAAUCCGGACAGAGAGAAACAAGUCGCCAUUUCAACUUUGGGUUAUUGGGCUUGAACAUGCCAGAACAUUGGAAGCAAAUAGGAUCAUAGAAAUAUUGCAGGUAUGUAUAGACCGCUGGGCCGUACUUAUGCAAGCUCUAUUUAGAGGAACUGUUUAUUUAUUCAUAGCAUUUUUUAGUUCUAGUUUUUAAUUUUUAAACUAAUUUUUCUUUAUAUAUAGGAGCCCGUUGAGUAUUAUGGUAUUGAUUGGGCUGGACCAAUUCCUGACCAAAUGCCAGAGCAAGUGGAUGUUCCAAGUGUAGAAUGUCCAUUCGAUGAAGAGAAGUUAUGUAAUUUGCCAGAAAAUACUUGCCAUACGCAUCAACAAGGCAUCGAAUUGUUUCUGCAAAUUCUUGAGUUGCUUUAA